CCCGGGUUGUGUCUCCUCCCCCGCCCCGUGUCGGCUCGUGUCCCCGCCUGGGGCCGGGCCUGUGCUUCCCGCGGGCGGGCCGGUGCUGGAUGUCCGGGCGGACGGUGGACGGGCGGCGGGGCGAACUGGGCCUGAGUGCGGCGGCGGCGGCGGCGGCUGGGGCCGGUCCCCGGGCAGCCCCGCCCAGCGGCAGCGGCAUCGGCGAGGCCCGGGCGGGGCGCAGACGGAUGGCGGAGAGUCGAGCUCGGCUCCCCCGGCUCCCGGGGCCGGGUCCGGGUCUGUUCCCCGACUCCAGCUCGCGGAGGCGCCCGGCCCACGGCCACCGGCUGCGGAAGGUGACGCUGACCAAGCCCAGCUACUGCCAGCGUUGCACCGACUUCAUCUGGGGGCUGGGCGGCUUCCAGUGCGACCUUUGUAAUUUCAUGUGCCACGAGAAGUGCGUGAAGAACGUGAAGACUCUCUGUUCAUGUUUGGCAGCAAACCUGGUGAAGGUUCCUGUGGCGCACAGUCUUGGGGCUCCAGCACUGUACAAGAGGAAGUUCUGCGUGGUGUGUCGCAGGCAGCUGGAGGAGAGUCGUGCGAUGAGAUGUGAAGUGUGUGAACUACACGUCCAUGUGGAUUGCAGCCCGUUUGCCUGCAGUGACUGCCGACGAUGCCAUCAAGAUGGGCAACAUGAUCGGGAGUCAUAUCACCACCACUGGCGAGAAGGGAAUCUAUUGCCCAGUGCUCGCUGUGACGUCUGUAAGAAGGCCUGUGGGUCAUCGGAAGUGUUGUCCGGCUUUCGAUGUGAAUGGUGUGGGAUAACGGUUCAUGCUGAUUGUUACAGUGACCUUACACCAGAGUGUAAUUUUGGCAGAUUACAGAACAUGAUAUUGCCUCCUGAUUGUGUACGUGUAUGUGCACGUAGCUUCAGCAAGUUCCACUCUUUCCGGAUAUCGGAGCACUCGCAAACAGAGCAGGGAGACGAGGAGAGUGGUGAAGAUGAUGAUCCUACUGGAAACCCUGGCUCAUAUAAAGACCCUCAGCCUCCUUCCACAACCGAUUCAGGUAAACAGACGUUAAAGAUAUUCGAUGGUAAUGACACAGUGAAACGCAAUCAAUUUAGAUUAAUUACCGUUCCACGCAUUUCAAAAAUAGAAGAAGCAGUGGAAGCUGCGCUGAGAAUAUUCUACAUUCCAGGCAACCCCCAGGACUACAAACUCCAGGUUUUAAGCCAGGACGCGCUGCUCGGUGAAGAUGUCAACAGGAAUGGGGAGAGGGUGGAGAGCAGGAAGCUGCCAGUGUUCCGGGACACUAUUCCUGAGGCCUGGGUCCUGCGAGCAAAGCCAACGCAAUCUGAAGUCGUCAGAAUAUAUCCCGAAUGGUUAAAGUUUGGCGUGGCCUACAUCUCCAUUCCUGUAACAAUGGAGACCACAGUGAGAGCAGUCAUUCAGGAGGUGCUUCCACAACUUGGGCUGCAGGAUGAAACUAUUGACGAUUUCCAAGUGGUGGAGGUCUACAUGGGCUGUAAACAGGUGCAGAGAGUGGUGUUGACUCAGUUUGAAUAUUUGCUUUGCAGACUUCAAGAUAUCAGGAAGCUCUCUGUUCGUCAAAUGAACCAGACGAGAUUCUACAUCACGAAGAAGCAGAAGAGUGUAGUACAGGUGAAGCUGUUGCUCAUGGGGCUGCCACAUCACCUGUCUCAGGACCAGUACUUCUCAUUGCUCACUACUUACCUGGACAUCAAACGGAAUGCAGUGUCUCUCAGUUACCUAUACGCAGAUCAAGGUGCCGUUGUGCUGGAGAUUUCUUGCUUUGCUGAGGCGGAGAGGAUUUACAUGCUUGUUAGAGACACUACCAUCAAUGACAAACAGCUCUCUACAGUUAUAAUUCCUGACAUUCAGGCCUCCCAGCUGCCCCUGGAGUCCUGUCCUCUCCUUCUCUUCGUCAAUCCAAAGAGCGGGAGUUUGAAAGGAUGCGAGCUGCUGCACUCUUUCCGGAAACUUCUGAAUCCUCAUCAGGUCUUUGACCUUACAAAUGGAGGUCCUUUGCCAGGGGUGCACACGUUCCGGCAGGUGCCGUGUUUCCGGAUCGUGGUGUGCGGGGGUGAUGGCACGGUGGGCUGGGUGCUGGGAGUGCUGGAUGAGGUUCGACACAAGCUGGCCUGCACGAUGCCCCCCGUGGCUGUACUACCCCUCGGGACAGGCAAUGACCUGGCCAGGGUGCUACGCUGGGGACCUGGUUACACCAAUGAGGAUCCCUUCUCCAUCCUGGUGGCCGUGGAUGAGGCAGAAGAGGUCCUGAUGGAUCGGUGGACAAUCCUUCUUGAUGGCCAGCAGCUUACUGAGAGCACUGAGAAUGGAGCCUCUGAACUGGAACCACCAAAGCAGAUCGUACAUAUGAACAACUACUGUGGGCUGGGCAUCGAUGCUGAGCUCAGCCUGGACUUUCACCAGGCUCGGCUGGACGACCCCGGCAAGUUCAACAGCAGGUUUCAUAACAAGGGGAUGUACGUGAAGGUGGGUCUACAGAAGAUCAGCCACACACGUGGUCUACAUAAGGAAAUCAAGCUGCAGGUGGAUGACAAGGAGCUCGAACUGCCCAGCAUCGAGGGCCUCAUCUUCCUCAACAUCCCCAGCUGGGGAUCAGGAGCAGAUCUGUGGGGCGGAGACAGUGACGGCCACUAUGACCGGCCCCGCAUCGAUGACGGGAUGCUGGAAGUCGUCGGAGUUACUGGUGUGGUUCAUAUGGGGCAGGUGCAGAGCGGCCUGCGGUCUGGCAUCCGGAUAGCACAGGGCACCUACUUCCGCGUGACGCUGCUCAAGGCCAUCCCUCUGCAGGUGGACGGCGAGCCCUGGAUCCAGUCCCCAGGGAUCAUCAUCAUCUCUGCUGCUGGCCCAAAGGUUCAUAUGUUGAAAAAAUGCAAACAGAAGCAGAAAAAACAUCCUAGUAGUUUCAAGGAUUCAAGAACUGAGAUCUCUCCUGCCUCAGAAGUGAGCAGCUGAAAAAUCAACAAUCUUUCCCAGUUCAUUUGAAGAUGUGGUGACAUAAAUCUCAAGGUUACGUGCUGAACGAUAUCCAGUUUGCAGGAAGUCAGUUUGUAAUAAUUCUGAGAUGUAUUUGUUUCCGCUCAAAAUGUAAUUGGAGCCUUGCCUGACAUUCCCGUAACAGACACUGAAUUAGCAACUACACGAUUCCUGUUUCUUGUUCAACAAGGUGGGAGAAUUACCAAUUAAUUACCAAUAAACCUACACGAGGAAAUGCCUCAAUCUUUGCCCCUUCGGGACCUGCUCUGUGAACCAUAAAACGAGCAGCCCUUCACUCCUACAUGGGCUGGGAAGGCGUGGUCAAUCCAUUCACAAGACCUCCAGUUUCCACCUUGUGGCUCCUUGUCCCUUACUUUGAAAACAAAUCUCAAAGCAUUUCUGAAUUAUUUUAUUCCAAACCUACAAAUAUUCCUUUUAAGAGACAAGAGUCUUAUAAAUAUUCUUAAUUUAGAAACAGGACAUGGAAACCAAGUAUUGGUUUACCUCAGAUUACUUAAUUAGUGUUGAGAUGAUAAAGCCAAUUAAUUAAACGUACACCUUGAUGCUGAUCUUUAGUGUACUUUGAAAAAGACAUGUUUGCAAAGAGAAAAUAGUUUUAUACAUAUUUAUGUUUGUGGGUGAUAUUCAGGGAUAUAUCGUUAAUGUGUGGAUGAACACUCUUUAUUGAUUAGUCUUUUGGCCGAUAGAACAUUAAUGCCAUUGAAAUUAAUGCAACCCUAGAUUGUAAACACAAUAUUCAUAAUCUUUUAAUGCAGCAACUGGUCAAAGUAUCUCUGACAUGUGUAACAACACUAACUGUACAGACUUUUAGAUUUGAUGGAAAUUAGGUUGCCCUUUUGAAAUAUAUAGUGCCAAAUCAGCUUAAAUGGAAUAAUUUCAAGCAGCUCUGUGCAAAUGUUUUGUCUCACCUGAGUUUUCUUCAUGUGCCUAAUUUUGUAAACCAUAUUCUUGCAAAUUUUCAUUCUGGGGUUAUCUCAAGGCCACUUUGCCGUCAUUCGCGCGGCAUUUACACAACCUGCUAGCGUGUGGGUAGCGCGGGACGGGCGCAUGGAGUGGCGUGGAGGGGUGUGGACUUCGUCCUGCACAAAAUCUUCGCGUGCCACCGGCCUGUCGCGUAACUGACAGCCAAAGUGGGACAGGCCCAGCAGAUCACGCACCGUGAUUAAUUCCUGCUAAACCUUGCAAAGCUGCAGCAGCUGAGUGGCUGAAGAUCGUCACUCUGUUUGUUUGACUCAUUCGUUACAGGCAAUAUUUCCCUCUUUGUUUCCUCUGCCGGCUUUGGUGGCCACUUGUCUUUCACCAUCGCAUUCUGCAAGGAAUAAUGUCCUCAUGAUAGUUACAAACUGUAGAAACACAAGAGACCUCAGGUGCUGGAAUCUCGAGCAAAAUAAAGUGCUGGAGGAACUUCAACCGUCAAAAGGGGUCUGACCAAUUCUCUCCUCAGAUGCUGCCCGAUUCACUGUUGCUCCAGCAGUUUGUGUUGUUACAAACUUCACUUGCCAAUCCUUUAUUCUACGACAAUCUCACUAUUAGUACAAUAGGGCCAGGCAGCAUCUCCGGAGGGCAUGAAUAGGUGACGUUUCAGGUCAGAAGAAGGAUCCCCAUCUGACCAUGUUUUUCAGGUAUGAUGCCUGACCUGCUGAGCUACUCCAGCACUUUGUCUUUUUGUUCUAAACCAGCAUCUGCAGUUCCUUGUGUUCCUGCUAUUAGUACAUUGCCUGGUUUUAGCAAUAAAUGACAAUGUUUAUCCUACAGGUGACAAAGUAUAAAAGCAGCCAAAAUAGCAUUUUCAAAAGCUACAUCUGGUAUCUAGUUUUCAUGUAAAACAAAGCCAGUGCUGGAGGCAGCAGCCUCACAUCCCCAUAUACCACAGUUUGGUUGCUCCAGUCCGUGUCAACCAAUGAAGAGAUGUCAACAUCAAUUGUCCCUGCUGUCCUUGCACUGGUGUUGUGGCCAGAAUUAACAUUCAUUGUCACUCUUCUGGGAAGAGGUUAGGGCUGGUGAAACAUAUCAACACUUUCCUGUCUUCAGUGACAGAUCGCAACAUUCCUCACUCAGUUCAGCACCAGUCUGAAAAAUGUGGUUAAGAAUAAAUUUGUCAAAUUCUCAUGAAUUGAGUUGAAUCUCACACCUAAUACCAUCUAACAGCAUUGAAGCCGUAUUAUUAUUUUUAUUUUCAUGUUCAAAAUUUAACUUUCUCUUAAUUUGCCAUCACUUAAAGCUCCAACAUAAUUGAUUUCAUCAGAAUGAAAUCCUCUGCUGAAAUGAAAACAAGGUUCUACGGUGUUACUGCUCUUUCUAUCCCACGGAUGCUGUUAAAACUGCUGAUUGUUUUCAGCAUUGUCUGUUUUUAAUUUCAGAUUCCAGCCAUUAAGGUUGUUUGUAUUGGAAUUGCUUUGUUGACUGUUGCUUGGUGCUGAUGCUGAUUUAGGGUUGGGUAGCACCUCAUUUAAUGUGCUAUUCAAUCCUUCACAGAAGCAUGAGCACGAUGUUACAGGCAGCUGAGGUUUGCGUGUAAAUGCAGCACUUUUCUCGUUGUGUUCGGAUGCGCUGACUGAACGGAAUCUGCAGCCAUUGAAAAAUGGGGAACUUUCUCCGUCCCAAAAUGUUUACAUUUUGAGUUUCCAGAGUUCUAUUUUGCUAAUGAUGAUGGGUUUAGAAAAAAUAUUUGCAUAUUUGUACCUUUAUUAAUUUGACAGAAGCAAUUCUAUUUUGGUAUGGUGUUUAAAGUUUUGUGGACUGUUCUAGGUUAAUAUUUUCAGUAUCUUGGGAUUUAUAUUUAUGUGGUAAGUUUUUUUUUAAACAAUAGUUGCAAUUACAGGAAUAUAGAGUGGACUGGAGACAUAAGGAAUUGAAGAUGUUGGAAAGCUGGGCAAAACCCAAAGUGCUGGAGGAACUCAGCAGGUCGGGCAGCAACUGUGGAUGGAAUGGACAGAUAACGUUUCAGGCCAGGAAAUCUGAAGAAGUGUCCUGACCGGAAACGCAGCCUAUCUAUUUCCUCCACAGACGCUGCCUGACCCGCUGAGUUCCUCCAGCACCAUGCGUUUUGCUGUUGAUCAUCACUGAUGAUACAUUCCACACACUUCUUGUGACCACGUUACUCAACAAGGGACAGAUUCAUUUUGACUCAUCUGGAAUUGCAAUAUUUACACCUUAUUUUCCUGCAGAGGGAAAAGAAACAAUUGACUGUUUUACUGACCAAAGCUGAAAGGUUGUCUUAGUUUAUUAAAGCAGUAUUUUAAUCCACUACAAUAUUUCAUAAUUUCACAAACAAUCCUUAUGAUUUUCUGUGGAUUUGCCUGUUUCCCUGCACAGAUGAACCAUGUGGGGUGCCUGACCUAGAUCAUCAUAGUUAAAUGUAAAGGUUGGCCAGCAACAUAGAAGCCUGUAACAUAUAACUGUCUUUGUUGGUGUCUUGGUAUUGUUUUCUGGACAAGACCAGUACAGGGCAUUUAAAGGAAUAAAUAGAGUGCCAAGCUUAAACGUGGGUGCAAGCUACAGACCCAAAACUGUCUCUAAUACCUUAUUACCAAAAGAUGCUUGUUUUCCCCUAAUGUCGGGCAUGAACCAGUGAAUACUCAUAGUAACAGCCCUGUUUCUACACUGUGGCUCUGCUGCUUUUGAAAGUGCCUGUGAAGGACACUUUAUUAUGUCCUUUGCUGGGAGGUAUCUGUGGAAUUUAUUAUAUUGCAUUUUGGUAAGAAGAUGUAGUAAUAUGUUUAGCUACCUUGCAGAGAUUGGAACCAAUCACACUCUUGACAUUCCAAAAGAUAAAACGUUGAAAAUGUUUAAAACGGAACAGAUUUCUCAUGAAAAUACCAAUGCUUUGUGUAACCAUGAAAUAAACUGCCCCUUUCAUGCACUGUGGAUAUCUGUGUGGUUGCGUUCAUCGUUUUUGUAGGCUGCUGGAAUCCAUUUUAACUGUCAAUGUCGUUGUUAAAAGCAAGCAUGAGGUGUGCAAAUGAAUAGGACAGAAAAUGUACAGAAAAUUGUUUACUUCUAAUAUCUUAUUCCAGUUGGUGUCAUGUAAUGUUAGUUUUCCGAUGAAAUCCCAUGGGGAUGUUACUUGUACACAACGUGUUAUACUGAAUGUGAGUCUGGUGUUGAACGUUGAUCUGACUACCAUGCCACCAACUCCUGCUCUGACAAUCUGCGUAACUCCAUGGUCAUUGAAUCAGGUUGUGCCGACUUAGAAACUUGAAUAAAUGGGUGGUUAAAUAUAUUGCACUGUUGUCUAUAUUAGCCUGCUUCUGAAUGUAAUUCUGUGUGUGGAAAGAAUAAUAAACUCAGAAACAUCUGUAAAAUUAUCUCCAAUUUUACAAAAGGUUGAUAAAUAUACAGUUGCAUAGA
Molecule: messenger RNA, 7376 nt
Organism: Amblyraja radiata (thorny skate)
Lineage: Eukaryota; Metazoa; Chordata; Chondrichthyes; Rajiformes; Rajidae
Gene: dgkq
Product: diacylglycerol kinase theta
Exons: 23
Coding region: 90-2984 (964 amino acids)
Biological process (GO): phospholipase C-activating G protein-coupled receptor signaling pathway
Cellular component (GO): membrane
Molecular function (GO): ATP-dependent diacylglycerol kinase activity
Source: RefSeq, a predicted model, not a curated record